Drosophila hydei is the source of this 2565-nucleotide messenger RNA. Its product is annotated as putative GPI-anchored protein pfl2. The coding region runs from base 345 to 2270 and encodes 641 amino acids. The transcript is spliced from 4 exons. The record is from RefSeq and is a predicted model, not a curated record. Lineage: Eukaryota; Metazoa; Arthropoda; Insecta; Diptera; Drosophilidae.
UUAACUUUUUAAAAAUAGUUUACAUCUUGCUUUCAUUUCUAAUACAUAAAUAAUUUGAAUCUUGGUUUUCUGUUUUGCGCUCAUGUAAAAAAACUACCGAUACAUUACACUCGAGACAUCGAUAACAGAAAAGAAUGCAGAAUAUCGUUUGUAUCCAGCUCUAAGCAACAAAAACUCUAGUGAAAAGUCGGCAGAGAAAUGCAACGCCAAAUUAACUAAAUUUGCAGCGAAAAACAACACAAAUCCAUAUAAAAAGCACACACAAUAGAGCCACAAAAGGAGCACAGUUUACUCAAACAACUGGCAAAAGAAUUCAGCGACUAACGGUGGCUGGGAACAUUUAAAUGGCCAAUGGCAAUGGGAACAAUAUCAAUACGGACGAUGGUGCCGCUGCUGCCAAUGCAGCCACAGCAGCACAGGAGCAACAGCACUUGACCGGCGAUGGUAACGGUGCCUGCGGCGAUGCCAAACUGCCGGCAGGUGCACGCAGCGACAAUGUCAACGAUCUGGUUGCGGAUUUAUGGCUAAAUGGCAGCGCCGGCAGCACUAGUCGCGGUGAUUACACAAAUAUACGAGCUACAACUGGCUCGGUGGCAACCAUGAUUGCCACAGCAAUGGCCACAGCAACAACGACAGCGCCGCCAAUAACGUCAACAGCGAGUUCAACAAACAGCACGAAUGCCACCGCCUCUUCCUCCUCCACAUCUACAUUUUCCUUCAAGCACUUUCUCAACAGCAGCGGCACAAUAACUGCUCCAAGCAGCACAGUCACGUCCCUUGAUGCGACGGGCAGCUCGAGUGUUUGCAGCAGUAGCAGUAACACAAAUCCAAGUUCAAGUGCAACCGCCGCGCUGCAAACGUCAACGGGCGCAAGGCCUAAGGUACCGCAAUCUGCAUCUGUUAGCCAUAUGCAGCCGGAUUUAAAUGGCAGCGCCGCUUCCAAGAUGAAGCGUUCGCCACGUUUCAGCUCCUUCGACUCGCAGGCGAGUCUUGCCGAGUAUGCAGCAUGUGGCGCCAGUGGCUCCGGUUCGAGUCGGCUGCGACCGGAUCUACGGCUGGAAGUGGAGCGCAGUGGCAUUGUGCUAGACGACGAUGAUGACUACGAGCACUUGGGCUUGGCCCAGGUGCGUAACAGUCGCCUCUACGACGACCGUGUCGAUGAUGAUAUCUUUCCAUCAUCAGCCUCGAGUCUGCAUGCAGCGGCCAGCAAUUCGCGUUAUGUGCCGCGCUCCUAUUCCAGCUACGAUAUGCCGCCACAUGCUGCAUGCGCUGCCGCUGCUGCAUCGCCUCGUCGUCGACCUGCUCUGCGUCCGAAUCGCUUGGUUCUGGCCUCGCCUUCGCCCAAAAUGAAGCUCGAUCUGCCGCUGGACACGUCGAACGUGGCUGGCGCGGCAUCAGCUCUGCCCGAUUUUGUGCAGGAUCAUUUGCCGGACUCGUGGUGCCAGGAGGCGCAUCUAAGCUCGCCGCCCAAUUCGCCAUUAGGUGCUGCCGAGGCGCCCAGUUGCAGCGUUGCCAUGGGCGGCGGCGCUGCUCUGCUCUUGCCCGCUGCCGUAGCCGCUGGCCUGUCCGGCGCUUCAACGAUGCAAUCAGCUAGCGAUGCGUCUGGUUCUACGGUUAAAAUGCUGCCCGAUUUUCUGUCUGACGGUCCCAUUCUGCACUCCUCGCAGCGUAUGGCGGAUGUGGCCAUCGGACUGCCCUCGAAUUCCAUAGAUUCACCACCCCAGGAAGCGGAUGGAGGUGUGUCCUGCACGCUGCGCCAGGAGAACGAGCGUCUGCUGCGCGAGAUGCAAGAGAUGCGCGUAGAACUGAAUGUGCAAACGCGUCGUGCCCAAGACUAUGAGCAACAGCUGCUGGCAGUGGGCGAUGCGCGACGACGCGAAACACUAGCGGCUACAGCACAAACACAAAAUACGCAACGCUUGCGCAGACAAGUGGCUCAGCUGGAGGCUGAGCUGUUUGAGCUGCGCCACAGUAGUGAUCAGCUAACGGCUGGAGCAGCAGGCGCUGCGGGAGCAGCAGCUGUCGGUGGUGCUUCUGUCAUGACACCAGGCAGCAGCCACAGCAGCAGCAGCAGCACAUCGCGUCCGUCCAGAACGCAACAAUUGUCGCGUGAUUUACUGCGAGCUGCGGACAAUGCUGAACAGAACUUGAGGCAAUUGCUGGCUGGCGUGGAUAAUCUGCGUCAAAUGGCGGCCAGCUUGGAGCCGCCUACAGCGGCAGCAGCCACGCCCCGCAGCCCCAAUUCGGAUCAGUACGCCGACUUUAACUAGCAACUUUAUUUUUGGGUACAGCUGUUGUUGUUGAUGAUGAAGAUGCUGUGUGUGCAUGCGUGUGUGUGUCUGUAUGCUUUUUACUCGAAAACCAUUCAGUUUUGUUAUUCGUAAGCCGCCCAACCAACACCACCUAGCGCUUGUUUUUAGCAACCGAAAAACCUUUUUAUAUCGAGCUAUAAAUAUAUACAUAUGCAUAUAAAUAUCUAUAUACAAAUAACUCGUGGCAUCUGUAGGGGAUUCGAAUGACGAUUGGAGGAGCAUCAAAGCGCAGACUUGUGAUGUUGAUUGAAAU